Molecule: messenger RNA, 1144 nt
Organism: Chroicocephalus ridibundus (black-headed gull)
Lineage: Eukaryota; Metazoa; Chordata; Aves; Charadriiformes; Laridae
Product: whey acidic protein-like
Exons: 5
Coding region: 150-938 (262 amino acids)
Biological process (GO): negative regulation of peptidase activity
Cellular component (GO): extracellular region
Molecular function (GO): serine-type endopeptidase inhibitor activity
Source: RefSeq, a predicted model, not a curated record
CCGGGUCGGGGAGCGGAGCCGGGCUCCGCCGGGCUCGGGGAGCCCCUUCCCCGGAGGCGGGGACGGGCGCGGGGGCUGCCCCAGCCCGGGCCGUGCCCCGGGCUCCCGGGCUGUACUUAAGGGGCCGCUGGCGGCGAGGGUGCAGCGCCAUGAAGCCGGGUCUGUUCCUGCCGCUGCUGCUGCUGCUGCUGGCCCCCUCGGGCCCCCCCGGCUUCUGCCGGGCGGCCUCGGGGCACCGCCUGCCAGGGAAGCACGGAGAGUGUCCCCGGCCCAGCAGGUUCCCCACGAGGCCCUGCGACAACUUCUGCUCCACGGACGACGACUGCCCGGGCAGCGAGCGCUGCUGCAGCACCGGCUGCGGACGGGAGUGUCGGCUCCCCGUGGGAGCCAAGAGGGGCUUCUGCCCACGGCUGGACCCUGGCAUGAUGACCAUCUGCCUGGUGGAGUGUGGUGGAGACAGCAGCUGCCGAGGCAAUGAGAAGUGCUGCCACAUGGGCUGCCACAUCCAGUGCAGGCAGCCGGUGCCAGCCAAACCGGGUGUCUGCCCCAAGAGGAGGGUGCUGCACACCUUCGCUCCCUGCACCAGCUCCUGCCAGGAUGACACCGACUGUCCCCGCCGCGAGAAAUGCUGCUUCACGGGCUGUGGCCUCGGCUGCCUGCCUCCAGACAGAGGCGCCACGGCCCUGCUCCUGCCCGCUGGCUGGGGCCACCAGCUAGGUUCUGCUGCCUCCAACAGUCCCAUGUCCUCUGGUAACAUCUGUCACCUCCCGCCCGUGCCUGGCCCGUGCAGGGGAUUCUUCCUUCACUAUGCCUACAACCCUGCCACGGGGACCUGCCAGCUGUUCAUCUACAGCGGCUGUGGGGGCAACGCCAACAACUUCAAGACGGUGGAGGAGUGCCAGCAGGUCUGCCAGCAACUGGGGAGAGCCAAGGAGUGACCCCCAAGGAGAAGGUGGCAGUGGGGCAUGGGCCCCUCUGUGGGGCCAGCAGCCGGGGGGCCGGUGUCUGCAAUGGUGCUGGUUGCCGCACUCUGCCCCACGCAAUAAAGCCGCCAGGACGCCUGGCUUGCAGCAGCCCAGUCUCCAUCACCUCGCCUGACCCGCAUCUCCGGCGUGCCAGCAGCUCCACAUGCUGCCCAGCGCCU